This is a messenger RNA of Colletes gigas, 2279 nucleotides long. RefSeq names its product growth/differentiation factor 8 (gene daw). The transcript has 4 exons. Gene Ontology annotation, molecular function: growth factor activity; cytokine activity. Gene Ontology annotation, biological process: BMP signaling pathway; SMAD protein signal transduction. Gene Ontology annotation, cellular component: extracellular region. The record is from RefSeq and is a predicted model, not a curated record. Lineage: Eukaryota; Metazoa; Arthropoda; Insecta; Hymenoptera; Colletidae. Bases 322 to 1569 code for a protein of 415 amino acids.
UGGAACGUCCGGGAUCCGCGGGAAACGAGAGACCGAGAGAGCAACGCGUCGAUCGAACGGCCUAACGGUUAAACCGGGAGAUUCGAAACGGCCGAGGAGCACCGCGUCAAAAUGCGGAUGAACGGCACGACGUGCGUCGAGACUAGCUCGUAGUGACGAGAGUCGCGACUGUAUUUCGUAAGAUCGUCGAGAUCGAUGCGUGGCUCGAUGGGAAACGCGUGGGUGUACCGCGAGCCGCUAAUUUCCACGGUGUUGUCCGAGCGCGAGAGCCAGUGAGAGAAGAAGGGGACUCGCGGCCAGUGGAAAACCGAUUCGUAAACGAUGCGUACCGUUUACCAGCUGGUGUUGCUGGCCCUUCUGUCGAUGGGCAAUCGCGUCGGGGCUAUCUGGCCCAAGGUCGCGAACCCGUUGUCACCCGUUUGGUGGAGCUCCUAUUCGGGAUCGUCCGAUUCUACCUCCCCGUCGUCCGCCGCCGCGCUCACCACGGAGGACUGCACCGAGUGCGCGCACAACAAAGUCACCUUGCUGGCGAACGAUCCGAUUUUGAACGAGCUGAGGGUCGAGUACGUCAAGCAACAGAUUCUCAAGAAAUUACGACUGUCCAAGCCGCCCGAGAUAUCGAUGCCACUAUCGACCUUGCCAAAGCCGUUGAUAAACGGUCGUGUGCUCGAACUCCGACCCGGGGCGCCCCUCGAGCCGGAAAAAUCGGCCGACAGCUUCUACGGAAAGACCGAUCAGAUCGUCGUUUUUCCAAACGAAGGCGUCGCAGACUCGAAGAAGUGCCGUCACAGCUCGAACCACUUGACGGGAUUCAAUCCCGCGGCCUGUUUCACGUUUUACCUGCCGAACGAAAUGCAAUUCGUCGACGUGACCUCGGCGCAGCUUUGGUUUUACAAGGAGUACGACGAGAACGACGACCUGAAUCAAACUUUCGUGCUCUCCGAACUCGAUCACUGGGACCUGGGCGAAAACUUCGAAAAGAAUACGGUAGUGGCAAUCUUCGAAACUGAUAUCGGAGAGGGUUGGGUAAAGGCGGACGUAAGCUUCAUGCUGAACAAGUGGGUGGAGGAGCUUCGAUUGAACCACGCGAUACAGAUAGCUUGCAGUACCUGCACGAUCGACCGCGACACCGCACCUGUAUCCGUCGAGCAGACGCUGAAACCGUUCCUGGUGAUCCACACGUCCCCGUUGCCGCAGAGGAACAGGCCCAAGAGGAACUCGAAUUGCCUGCCGGAAAUGAAAGAAUGCUGCAGGGACGAGCUCUACAUAAACUUCGAGGACAUCGGAUGGAGCGACUGGAUCCUUCAUCCGAGCGGCUACAACGCCUACUUCUGCCGGGGAUCCUGUUCCUCGGCGGCCUCGUUGACCAUCAGCGGGUCUCCUUACAACAACGUCAUCAGGAGGUUAUUCGCGAAAACCAGCAGCACGGAGCAUCGCAGAAGCGAGAUCGUCCCGUGUUGCUCGCCCACGCAACUAUCGCCCAUUCAGCUGCUCUACGUCGAUUCGAACAACACGAUCACGCAGAAAACUCUGCCCAACAUGGUAGUAGAAGCCUGCGGUUGCAUGUGAUUCGAAUUCUGUUCGAAUUCGACGCUGCGUCGAACUUGCUCCGGACAAACGAAUCCCAACGGGGGGGGGGACAUUGGACAAUUCACGUUUUCCGACUCGUUCGAACGGCACCGCGACGUUUCACUGCAAACAACCACCGAUCCUCCCGAAAAUGACAUUGUCGCGAUUAUUUCGAGAUUUCGAUAGCGUGGGCUCGAUAAUCGCGACAUAAAUGAAAUUAAAACGUCGCGUAAUAGCGAUUAAAAAAGGAUGCGUCACACCGUUUGCACGCGCGACGAUGUAAACGAGCGAAACAGUAUUUCUUUUUUUUUCUAACUGUACCCGCCGCUUGUACAGUACGGACGGAGUCCUCAAGCCGGCUUUCGUAUAUUUAACCGAUCGAUACGAGAAUUUAUUUAUUGUUAAGCAAUACCGUCGUUGUUGAGUCAACGAACGGAGGGAAUGGGAGCUGGUUUCGUCGGUUCGUUCGAUCUUGUAACGUAGCCGAUCGGUAGAACCGAUUUCGAUACUUAAAGUAAGCAAGCACGUAAAGAGUACGCGCUAGGCGCGAAAAAAAACUCCGAUGACAAGUCUCGAUCGUUUUUCUUAAUUUUCCAAUACGCCUGUUGAUAACAUCGUGAACGCUGUAACGACAAAAACAAUUACAAAUAUAAAACACGACGUUUCGAGUGAUGUUCUUUCACAAAUACCCUACCUCAUCCUCUACAAAA